AUGAAGCUGUCAACUGUGUCGCUCCUGGCUGUUGCCCCAAGCUCAAUGGCCAUGAGUCUGCCUUCGCUUCAUGACUUGACCCCCAAUUUGAUACCCAGACAAUCCUCCUGCCAGAACUCUGCUACUUCGCGCGGUUGUUGGGGUAACUUCGGCAUCGACACCAACUAUUACGAUGUCUUCCCUAAUACAGAUAUCACCCGUGAAAUAUGGCUUUCUAUCCAAGAGGGACCUUGUGCCCCGGACGGAGUCAAUACGACGUGCCAGACUAUCAAUGGAACAAUUCCUGGCCCCCUCAUCAUGGCUGACUGGGGAGAUCGUCUCAAUAUACAUGUUACCAACAACCUACCGGUCAACGGAACCGCCAUCCAUUGGCAUGGGAUCCGCCAGCUCAACUCGGUGGCUGCGGAUGGUGUGCCGGGGGUGACGCAGUGCCCUAUCGCUCCAGGAACUUCGCUCACAUAUAGUUUCCACCUUACACAAUACGGUACCACUUGGUAUCACAGCCACCUGAGUUUACAGUAUGGCAUGGGCCUCCUCGGGCCCAUGAUAAUCAACGGCCCGGCAACAGCGGACUACGACGAAGACCUCGGAACGGUGCUCCUGCAAGACUGGUCGCACAAGACCGCAUUCGCGCUCUGGGACACGGCCAAGCAGGGCGCCCCACCAACCCUGGAUAAUGGUCUUAUCAAUGGGACGAAUACUUAUAACUGCACCUCCUUGGACACAUGCACAGGUAUAGUUGGCAGGAAGUUUGAGGCCAGGUUCGAGGCUGGCAAGAAGUACCGAAUCCGGCUCAUCAACGGCGCCAUCGACGGACAUUUCCAGUUUAGCAUUGAUGGCCACUCUCUCCUUGUGAUAGCCAACGACCUUGUGCCCAUUAAGCCUUAUAAUGCUGACUCGGUGCUGCUGACCAUGGGCCAGCGGUACGACGUCAUCGUCGAGGCGAACGCCACACCCGGCGACUACUGGCUCCGUGGCAAUUGGGUCGACGCGUGCAUGACCAACGCCAAUCCGAGGAACAUAACGGGCAUCGUCCGGUAUGACAACAGCAGUACCGCGACGCCUAGCACCACCUCUGCCGUCACCACCUCCGCGACCUGUAACGACGAGCCAUCUGCGAGCCUCGUGCCGCAUGUCGCCCUGGACGUUGGCACUGUGACCCAAACCGCUACAGAAAAUCUUGAUUUCAAGUUUGAUACCUACUUCAAGUGGACACUCAAUGGCAGCAGCUUGCUCCUGGACUGGGCGACCCCUACGCUGGACCGGGUCAUCCUUGGCAACACUACUUUCCCUACCGAGUACAAUGUUGUCUCGGUCAAUGGCACGUCGUCUGAUUGGGUCAUGCUUGUGAUCCAGGACAGCACUGGAUUCGGUUUGUUCCAUCCGAUCCACCUGCACGGUCACGAUUUCUGGGUCCUCGCCCAAGAUAUCGGGACCUUCGACCCGACUACCACCAACAUCACCACAACUAAUCCGCCUCGUCGUGAUGUAGCAACACUCCCUGGCAAUGGGUAUCUCGCAAUAGCGUUCAAGGUGGACAACCAAGGCACUUGGCUGGCUCAUUGUCAUAUAGCGUGGCACGCAUCUGGAGGCUUUGCUCUGGAGUUUAUAGAGAGGUCGAGUGAGAUAGUUGGAGCCAUGCCGACUGGAGAUCAGAUCGCCGUGAGAAGCACAUGCCAAUCUUGGGGAUCAUUCAACCAGCUCGUCCAGCAGGAUGAUUCUGGGAUUUGA
This is a messenger RNA of Diaporthe batatas, 1731 nucleotides long. RefSeq lists its product as uncharacterized. Gene Ontology annotation, molecular function: oxidoreductase activity; copper ion binding. Lineage: Eukaryota; Fungi; Ascomycota; Sordariomycetes; Diaporthales; Diaporthaceae. Bases 1 to 1731 code for a protein of 576 amino acids. The transcript is spliced from 4 exons. The record is from RefSeq and is a predicted model, not a curated record.